This is a messenger RNA of Amphiprion ocellaris (clown anemonefish), 2440 nucleotides long. It is a transcript of the gene oacyl, whose product is annotated as O-acyltransferase like. NCBI's taxonomy places the organism in Eukaryota, Metazoa, Chordata, Actinopteri, Pomacentridae. The transcript is spliced from 15 exons. The record is from RefSeq and is a predicted model, not a curated record. Gene Ontology annotation, molecular function: acyltransferase activity, transferring groups other than amino-acyl groups. The coding region runs from base 304 to 2340 and encodes 678 amino acids.
GAUUACAGCUGUGGCCCUUCUUGUUUGUGGGUCAACCAUUAUUAUCAGUCUUACACUUCAAUUACUGUGUGGUGACAAAAUCACAGCCUGGAUGUUUGUGUUAACCUCUCAUCCUCUGUCACGUAACCAAAUCCUGUUCACACCUGACAUAGAAAGCCAGGUGGGGCCGAGCCACAGCGGCCAGAGCAGUUUUUCAAUCCAGCCAUGGAAGAUGAAUUUCACGCCACUCUCUGGACGAUGAUGAUGUCCCCUCCUGUGUUAUUUAAGCAACGUCUUCACUAAAAAGGUGCAGUCGGUCCUAAAAUGGCCCUGAGUUUGGUGGUGUUUCUUCUUUUAGUGGGAGGCAGUGCAGAGCUGGAAAAUACGCAGGCCUCGGCUGUGUCACAAAGAUGUAUGAAGGAUACCAACGGUUUCCUCUGGGAAAUUACCCAGGACAAGCCAAAGGAGUACGCUGUUCUCAUGUACGAUUCAUAUGGGAAGAUGGGGAGCAACGUAGAAGGAGGCAACGCCAACCGGCCCGGUCUGCUGCAGCAGUGCCGCUCGGCCAACGGUCCCAGCUUCUCUGGACAGUACUGCCAGGUGUUCCUGAGGCAGGGAACCGUUCAGUACUUUGUGGGUCUUUGUGUUCCUGAUUCCUGCAGGGAAGAGGAGGUGCAGAUAUUGGUGCUGUAUGACAGACUUCGGUUUGGUCAGACGUCCCUCGUUCCUCCUUUACCUUCCAUCCUGGUCAACCAGUCCACUCAGGAGAUGAUCAUGACUCACUGUUUGCCCCAAACAAUUGCCCCUGAUGCUUCUGAUGUCACCUGCCUGUUUGUGUGUUGUCUAAUGGUAGCAGUUCCUCUUGCAGCCACUCUCUUCACAGCUAUAAUAAGAUGGCAGCGGAACAGAGAGGUCAGUCCUACAGUCGAGUCCUCACGUUUAAGCCCUGGCCUCAACCUUUACGGGACCUUGAACACCAACAACUCAUCCAGCAGUGACGGUAACAGCAGCACGUCAGAGGGAAAUGACAACACCAGCCUCACCGCCCCGUGUUUUCCUUGGAGCUGCGUGUUGGGAUGUCUUCAGGCGUUCUCUCUGCAGAACACCAGCCAGGGCAUCUUCAGCGCCUCCUCAUCCAUCCCAGGAGGAGGCUACUCCUCUCUGAACGGCAUCCGUGUCCUCAGCCUGCUGUGGAUCAUCUGUGGACACUCUGCUCAGUUCCCUGUAAUCAACAACCUCGAUAACUACAAAAACUGGAAGAAAACAGUUGAAAGCAGCCCCCUGUAUGUGCUCACCAUCAGCGGGCCUGUUUUUCUGGCUGUAGACACCUUUUUAUUGCUGGGGGGUCUGCUAAGUGCCAGAUCGCUGCUGGGCUCCAUCGACAGGGCUGAAGACAAACUGAGCCCCAGUUUGGUUGCAAACUAUCUCUUCAGGAGGAUCAAAAGGAUUCAGCCGCUACAUCUCUUCAUUAUGUGUCUAACCAUCGGCCUCAUCUCUCUGGUCCAAUGGGGACCCUACUGGUUCCCAUUUAUAGACACACUGAUGGACUGUAAGACGUACUGGUGGGCUAAUUUACUGUUGAUCAGUAAUCUCCUCCCAGUCCAUGAGAUAUGCAUUCCCUGGACAUGGUACCUGUCUCUAGACUUCCAGUGUUAUGCCACCACUCCUCUGUUGGUCUAUUUUUACAGACUAAACAAAGGUGUUUUUGCGGCUGUGGCUGGAGGCCUACUGUUAAUGACCACUGUGGCUAGUUCUGUUAUCACUGCGCUCAUGCAACUACCAGUGUUUCAGCCAUCGACGAUGACAUCUGAGAAUUAUGUUUUGUAUUACUAUGUGAAACCCUACACAAGAUACGGUCCAUUUCUGAUAGGCAUCUUGACCGGAAUACACCUGACAACAAAGAAAGACCAGCUGUUAAAGCAAAAGUGGCAGGCAGCUCUUGGUUGGCUCUGCUGUCUGUCCGUCAUGGCUCUGUUGGUUGGACUGGCCUUCGUCCUCAGGGAGACUCCAGAUCAUCCAUCUCUUCCUCACGCUCUGUAUCAGGGGCUGCAUAGACCUCUGUGGGCUCUGGCUGUGAGCUGGAUCAUACUGGCCUGUGAGGAGGGAUACGGAGGUUUCAUCAAAAGGCUCUUGUCACUGAGUUUCUGGGUUCCUCUUUCCAACAUUAGCUUUGCCUGCUAUCUGAUACAUCCUGUGUUCAUUAUCGUCUACAUCGGUUUGCAAGAAACCCCAAUCCACUACUCAGACAUCAAUUUUAUGUACCUGUUCCUUGGUCACCUGGUGCUAACGUUGGUUGUGAGCUGCAUGUUGACGGUGUUAGUUGAGAAGCCCUACCUCCUCCUAAAAUGGAGAACAGUGUAGAGAAAAGUUAACACCUAGCCAACUUUUAACACGUUUAAUCCUAUAUUCUUUUUGGGUGUUGUAAUCUUCUUUUGCACAUAAUAAAUCUAUUUGUUUCCAA